GGCAAGAGAGCUGCCAAUAUAUGAUCUAUUAGAGUAUAUGAGGACGCUUCUUGAACGUUGGACGAAAGAGAAGUUAUUGAAGGCAAAGGGUACUUUCACAUACCUUGGGUACAAAUUCAAUAAAGAAUUGGAUGACAACAAUACAUUAUCUCAGAAACUAAGGGUGAGGGCUUCAACAGAUCAUAUACAUACUGUGUUAGAUGGUGUGAAGCGGUACAUUGUGUGUCUAGAAAACAAGAAAUGUAGCUGCGGACAAUUCCAACUUGAUGAACUUCCAUGUGCGCAUGCUUUGGCAGCAUUAAGGCACAGGAAGGAAACAUACGAAGACUUUGCUCUCCGUAUUACACAAGGAAGAGCCUUCUGCUUACCUAUGAAAUGCCAGUAAAUCCUCUUCCUGAUGAAAGCAAAUGGGAUGUGCCACAACAUAUUUUGGAUGAGGUAGUAAAGCCACCGGCGGGAGAUAAAAGGCAGCCAGGGAGACCUCACAAGGAAAGAUAUAAAACAUUUGAUGAAAUAAAGUCAAAGUAGUACAAGGUGUCAUGUGGAAAUUGUGGAGGUGAAGGGCAUAACAAAAGAACUUGCAAGAAUGCGCCCAAAAAGAAAUGAAUAUCAUGUAUUUAGAAUAGUUAUUCAAAAUA
Messenger RNA from Nicotiana attenuata, 638 nucleotides. RefSeq lists its product as uncharacterized. Gene Ontology annotation, molecular function: zinc ion binding. The transcript has 2 exons. Lineage: Eukaryota; Viridiplantae; Streptophyta; Magnoliopsida; Solanales; Solanaceae. The record is from RefSeq and is a predicted model, not a curated record. Bases 38 to 385 code for a protein of 115 amino acids.